Paramecium primaurelia is the source of this 1330-nucleotide messenger RNA. Lineage: Eukaryota; Ciliophora; Oligohymenophorea; Peniculida; Parameciidae. The record is from the annotation of a GenBank genome assembly.
AUGUAAAAAAUCUAGUCAGCUAUUUCUUCAGUUUAAGAAGACCCCUAUAAUAAUAAUAACUUUAAACAUGCCAGUUCUAUUGAAAUUGGUAAUCAUAAACCAUAAGAUCAAAAUUUAUUAAGAAUGAGCUUAAUGGCCUCUGUAAAUAUAAGGCAAAUACAAAUGCAACAAAUAAAUUAAUAGGCUGUUUAAACGUAAGAAAUAAUUGAAGAAGCUGAUUUUGAAGGAAUGCAAAAUAUUGAUUAUAGAUUAGCUUAAUCUGUAAUAAGUUAAAAUGCUGAAAGUGAAACAAAUGAAGCUGAUAUAGCUCAAUAAUCCAAAAUUUUAUAAUCUGGACUAUUAUAAUGUAAAUAACCUGAUUCUUAUUCUGGUUGGAUUUAAAAGAAAAGUAAAUCUCUAUUUUCAUCCUAUAAAAAUAAAUUUUGUGUCUUUCAUGAUGGUAUCCUAUGCAUCUAUGAAAAUGAAGAAAGAAAAAGAGCAAAGGUAGUCUUGAAUUUUCAUUUGUUCAAUUUUAAAUACUUUUCCAAUAAACAAAACAAUAUCGUAACAGAGUUUGGUUUAAAAUGUGAAGAUAAUGAGAAUGUAUUUUAGUUUAAAGGUGAAUUUGCUAAUGAUUGGUUCAAUGUUAUUAAGAAUUGUAUAGAUACUUAUCGUUAGCAUCCAAAGUUGUAAUACUAUAUACGUCCAUUUGAAGACUAUUAUAAAAAGAGAUUAAUUCAUAAUUAACAAUUUUUAGAAAUGGCUUAAACAGGAGAUAUAUUACUCUUUUAAGGUAAACAUAUCUCAUGUAAAGCUUAAAGAAUGGUUACUAGAUCAUAAUAUGGUAAUUUUAUUAGAUAAUAAAAUAAGAUCAUGUUGCCAUGAUUUUGAAAUAUACAAAUGGAUAUAUUUAUGUUUUAGAGGCAACAGGAACUUUUGGUGUUGGAAUUUUUGAAUGGAAACAUAUGAUAGGAAAAUAAUGGUAUGAAUUAUAUAAUAAGUAUAAUUUUUAUGAAUUUAAUUUAGAGUAGUAUAUCGUUAACUUGAAAUGUAAAGAACUACAGAUUUUUUAUAAAAAAUGGAAUAGUUUACAAGAGAUAAUAUUGGAAAAGCUUACUCUUUAACAGUAAAAAAAUUAAUAACAGAUAAAUCUGUAAUGAUUGCAUCAUCUGAGAAAAAUACUUAUUUUUGUUCUUAAUUAAUAGCUUAAGCAUAUAAAAAAACAGGAAUUUUAUAAACAGAACUAUCAGCUACUUAAUUUUGGCCAGGAUCCUUUUCAAAUGAGAAAUAAGACUUAAUUUUAACUAAUGCUAAAUUAUCUGAUGAAUAUUUAAUUGGAUUUAAUAUGUGA